Molecule: messenger RNA, 11119 nt
Organism: Phalacrocorax carbo (great cormorant)
Lineage: Eukaryota; Metazoa; Chordata; Aves; Suliformes; Phalacrocoracidae
Source: RefSeq, a predicted model, not a curated record
CCGUUCGCCAUGUCAUUUCCUGUGCUAAUAAGAUGGUGGUCACGGCCGGGAGGGAGGGAACCGCCGCUGCCGCCUCCUCCGCCAAGCCCGGCCCGACCCCGGGACUUGUCCUCGCCUCGGAAUAGGCAGCGGGGCUGGCGGGGAGGGAGGGCGCAGCCAGCUGGGCUCUCCCCGCCGCUCCCCUCCUCGGGCGGAGCGGGGCGCCCCCCCCCCCCGCCCCCAGACACCGAGGCGGGCCCCCUGCGCCCGCAGCGCCGAGAACAUGAGUGAAAACUUAAAAGACUGUUUGAUCCAGACCCAGGCUUCCUUAGGAGAGAUGGUGACGAUAAAAACAGAGGCCUGCUCUCCACGCCAGGACCAGGAGUAUGGACAGCCUUGCUCUGGAAGGCCUGACCCACAGUCUAUGGAGGUGGAGCCCAAGAAACUGAAAGGAAAACGGGAUUUGGUCAUGACCAAGAGCUUUCAGCAAGUGGAUUUCUGGUUCUGCGAGUCCUGCCAGGAGUACUUCGUGGAUGAGUGCCCAAACCAUGGCCCCCCGGUGUUUGUGUGUGACACCCCAAUACCCGUUGGCAUCCCUGACCGGGCAGCACUGACCAUCCCGCCUGGAAUGGAGGUGGUGAAAGAGCCCAACGGGGAGAAUGAUGUGCGCUGUAUGAAUGAGGUGAUCCCCAAAGGUCACAUCUUUGGGCCGUACGAGGGGCAGAUCUCUAGCCAGGACAAGUCCACAGGAUUCUUCUCGUGGCUGAUUGUUGAUAAGAACAACUGCUACAAAUCCAUUGAUGGAACGGAUGAAACCAAAGCAAACUGGAUGAGGUACGUGAUCAUCUCCCGGGAGGAGAGGGAGCAGAACCUGAUGGCCUUCCAGCACAGCGAGAGGAUUUACUUCCGUGCCUGCCGUGACAUCUGCCCCGGGGAGAAACUGCGGGUCUGGUACAGUGAGGAUUACAUGAAGCGGUUGCACAGUAUGUCCCAGGAGACCAUCAACAGAAAUCUCACAAGUGGAGACAAAAAGUUGCAGAGGGAGAAGUCAGAAAAGAAUGUGGAAAAUCAAGAGGACAUGAGGGGGCCACUCCAGCUCGCCACCUUAAAGCAAGGGAAGAGCCCCUACAAGCGCAGCUGUGAGGAGGGAGAAUCCCACCCCCAGACAAAGAAAAAAAAGAUUGACCUCAUCUUCAAAGAUGUCCUGGAAGCUUCCUUGGAGUCUGCCAAAUUUGAAGAGAACCAGUUAGCAACAAGUAUGCCGCUUUCCAUCAGAAGAGCAUCUAGAUACCCACCUGAAGACAUUUUUGAGAGGUGUGGCAGUGCCAUGCAGCACAGCUCCCUGAACCUCAGCAGACAGCGGAGUGAGGGGGAAUGGAACGUCCCUCACAGUUCCUCUUUCAGCUCAGCCAAAGAGGUGGGCAUCCUUGAAGAUGAGGAAGAAGAGCCCCUGUCACUCAAAGCAGACAGCCCGACUGAGCUGUCAUUGGCCUCUGCACAAGGCAACUCCCAUGAAAUCCCCACUACCUCCUUCUGCCCCAACUGCAUCCGGCUAAAGAAGAAGAUCCGGGAGCUGCAGGCUGAGUUAGACAUGCUGAGAUCUGGGAAGUUACCUGAGCCACCCGUGCUACCACCCCAGGUACCUGAGCUCCAAGAGUUCUCAGACCCCACAGCUUCAGAAAGCAUCAUCUCUGUUCCCACCAUCAUGGAGGACGAUGACCAAGAGGUAGAUUCUGCUGAUGAGUCAGUUUCCAAUGACAUGAUUGCUGCUACAGAUGAGCCUUCCAAGAUGUCUUCUGCGACAGGCCGGAGGAUACGGCGGUUCAAGCAAGAGUGGCUUAAAAAGUUUUGGUUUCUGCGGUACUCCCCAACAUUGAAUGAAAUGUGGUGCCACGUCUGUAGGCAGUACACAGUGCAAUCCUCUCGGACUUCAGCCUUCAUCAUUGGCUCAAAGCAGUUCAAGAUACACACAAUAAAGCUUCACAGUCAGAGCAACCUCCACAAGAAGUGCCUGCAGCUUUACAAGCUCAGGAUGCACCCAGAGAAGACAGAAGAGAUGUGCCGAAAUAUGACCCUGCUCUUCAAUACAGCCUACCACUUGGCCCUGGAGGGCAGGCCCUACUAUGACUUUCGGCCUCUGGCAGAACUACUGAGAAAGUGUGAACUCAAGGUGGUGGAUCAAUACAUGAAUGAGGGAGACUGCCAAAUCUUAAUCCACCAUAUUGCCCGGGCUCUUCGAGAGGACCUGGUUGAACGUAUCCGACAGUCUCCCUUCCUCAGCAUCAUUCUGGAUGGGCAGAGUGAUGACUUGCUUGCCGACACGGUUGCGGUUUAUGUACAGUACACAAGCAGUGAUGGGCCUCCAGCAACUGAAUUUCUGUCUCUUCAGGAACUGGGCUUUUCUUCAACAGACAGUUACCUCCAAGCGUUAGACAGGGCUUUUUCCAGCCUGGGAAUACGAUUGCAGGAUGAGAAGCCAACUAUUGGCUUAGGAGUUGAUGGUGCUAACAUUACCGCCAGCUUGAGAGCUAAUUUGUUCAUGACAAUCAGAAAGACCUUGCCCUGGCUUCUGUGCCUGCCCUUUAUGGUGCACAGGCCCCACUUGGAAAUUUUAGAUGCAAUCAGUGGGAAGGAACUACCGUGCCUGGAGGAGCUAGAAAACAAUUUGAAGCAACUGCUCAGCUUCUAUCGUUACUCUCCCCGACUCAUGUGCGAGUUGAGGGUAACUGCUGCCACUCUGUGUGAGGAGACUGAGUUCUUGGGGGACAUUCGAGCAGUGAAGUGGAUCAUUGGGGAGCAGAAUGUGCUCAAUGCUCUAAUUAAGGAUUACCUUGAGGUUGUGGCCCAUCUCAAAGACAUCAGCGGCCAGACCCAAAGGGCGGACGCUUCCGCCAUUGCCUUGGCCCUCCUGCAGUUCCUGAUGGACUACCAGUCAAUUAAACUCAUCUACUUCCUGCUGGAUGUGAUUGCUGUGCUUUCACGCCUCGCCUACAUCUUCCAAGGGGAGUACCUUCUUGUGUCACAGGUGGAUGAUAAAAUAGAGGAGGCCAUCCAGGAGAUCAGCCGCCUAGCAGACUCGCCAGGGGAGUACUUGCAGGAAUUUGAGGAAAACUUCCGGGAAAGCUUUAAUGGCAUUGCUGUGAAAAACCUACGGGUGGCUGAAGCCAAAUUCCAGUCGAUCAGAGAAAAGAUCUGCCAGAAGACCCAGGUGAUCCUAGCCCAAAGGUUCGAUUCCCGUAGCCGGACAUUUGUGAAGGCCUGUCAGGUAUUUGACCUUGCAGCUUGGCCCAGAAGUGCUGAUGAGCUCAUGAGCUAUGGGAAGGAGGAUGUGGUACAAAUAUUUGAACACCUGGAGAUGGUCCCAUCAUUUUCCAGAGAGGUUUGCAGAGAGGGGAUGGACACCCGAGGGAGUCUGCUGAUGGAGUGGCGAGAACUCAAGGUGGAUUAUUAUACCAAAAAUGGUUUUAAAGACUUGCUCACUCACAUUUGUAAAUACAAACAGAGAUUCCCCCUCCUAAAUAAAAUAGUUCAGAUCCUCAAAGUCCUUCCCACCUCAUCGGCCUGCUGUGAGAAGGGGCGCACUGCUCUGCAGAGAGUGCGCAAAAACAACCGCUCUCGGCUCACGCUGGAGCAGCUCAGUGAUCUUUUGACGAUUGCUGUUAAUGGGCCGCCCAUUACCAACUUUGAUUGCAAAAGGGCACUAGAUAGUUGGUUUGAGGAGAAGUCAGGCAAUAGUUAUGCGCUGUCAGCUGAAAUGCUGAGCAGGAUGUCGUCUCUUGAUCAGAAGCCGAUGUUGCAGAGCAUGGACCAUGGCUCUGAGUUUUACCCCGAUAUUUAGGAAGGAAUGCCUCAGAUCAGAAAGCUGUUGAAUAAUUUUUUAAAUCUAUACUCUAAACUUUGAUAUAUUAUAUAAAUAUAUAUAUUAUAUAUAUUAAGGAGAAACCCACACUGAAAAUGUAAAUGUUAAGACGAUGUGCGUCUGAUAGAAGCUAAGCAGAAUUUUAAAGAUUUGAGACAAUGUUUAGACAUUUACUGGUGUCUCCAACCAUGGCAGCUGCAGUGUAGGUGGCAACAUUUCAUUCUUUAGAAGUAUGUGCUGGGGCCAUACUCUACAUGUUCAAACCUAAUGAUUGAUAAGCUAGACGACGGGUCUUUGUUAACCUCAUGCUCCUGGUGGUUUCCUUUGUAUGUGUGUUGUCGGUUUGUUGGGCUGUUUUCUGUGUUGUUUUGGUUUGGGAUUGGUUGUUUUUUUCUCCACAAUUUUAAUCUCUGCCUCUCUUUCCGUUAUUCAGUCCAGUUAUUGAGCCAUUUGAGCCUUUUGUUGACAACUGUCAGAUUUCUGAUUUCCAACAGAGCAUCCCGUGCAUUUAUGUUGCCCCCAGCUCUCCAGCUCCACCCAGUUCUCUUCGCUGGAGUGGGAGCUUUUUUCACUCAAAUGAUUACUGGCAGGAGGGGAAGGCUGGGAGCAUGAUUUUGGGUUUUUCUUCUUAUUUAGAAACAAAUGCCUCCACCAAACUGUGAAGCCCCUUUCUCAGUUCUCCCUACUUUUGGGCUGUAGAGUAAUACUUGGCUUUCAGCAUCUUUUAUGAUAACAGUAGUACCAGUCUAUCAUGCAUAUAUUAUAACAUGAUGUCAUGUGCAGACUAUAAAUAACAAAAUAGAGAAGGCAGGGGGAAAUUUUUGCAUUUAUAUUUUUAUAUUGUAGGAGAUAAAUAUAUAUAUACACACACACACACACACAACUAUUCAUUCAAAACCAGGGCUGCUGUGGAAGCUAGACAGCCAAUGAGUCAAAAGCCAUCUCUGGGCAGAAGAUUCAAAGGCUUAAAAAAUUUUAUUCUAAUUUACAUUAUUUAUACUAUGUCUUUAUAAUCCUAGAUUGUUGUGGGGUUUUUGUUUUGUUUUAUUUUGUUUUGUUUUGUUUGGAAUGACUGAAAGAAAAACCUGCUACGGUUUGGUGGCAGGAGCUAUCAAUGCAAGAUUAUCUUGGAUUAUAUUCAUGUGAUGACGUCCUACAAAGGUUCAUGUAUUCUCUUGUGACCAAGGUAAUAUGUUCCACAUCACAGCAGAGUGAUGACAGCAGGAAGAAGGGGUGCUCUGCUUCUUCUUGCAAAAUAUUUUUUCCUUUCUUGAAGGGAUGCUGAGUCCAGAUGAAUUGUGAAUGGGGGACUUGCAGCUUCCAUCACAAAGAGAUUUUUCUGUGGGCUUCGGAUUCUUCUUUGUUUUAUUCUUUUAAAGUAAAUGAGCUCCAGGCAUUCACACAAUAUCACUUCAGGUUAGAAAAGAAAAAAAAAAAGGAAAAAAACACAAACAAAAAAGGUGCAAAAAACUCCACAGAUGCUAGUGCCUUGCCCCACUGAUGUGGCAUGGACAGCACCAACCUGACCAGACCAUCGUGGGAGUGAGAACCUGUUGUCCAGAAGGUGUCCAAGCCAACAUGUUCUCCCUUCCCAGAGGGAUGAGCUUUGUGCCAAGCUGUGUUGUUUGGAAACAUGAUGGUGGUAUCAGCAAGACUGAACUUUUCCUUUCUCCUGUUACACCCCUGCCCUUGGUCUUGGUGCUAAGAUAUCUCUAGAACCGUUGCUGCUAGUUGAUAGCUUUUCAUUUAUAUAAAUAUAUAUAUAUAAUAUUAUUUUAUUUUUUAAACCUUUUUGUUUGUUUUCAAUGGAGAUGUAGCAUGUUUGGAACCAAUCUUUCUUGGAGUCACUUUCACUGCCAGGGUUCACGCACUGUCUUCCCCGGGAAAACACGGACUUCUACCCAGGUCUUGCUCACCUCCUGCUAACCCCUUUGCCCUGAGCCGAACUAUGCUGGGCAGAGGUGCGCAGCCAAGCCGCUACGUACUGGUUUAGCUUUCAGACCCCACAAGAACAGCUAGACCUGUGUAGGUCAGAGUUUUGGAAGUGUUUCCCCUCCAUCCCUAUGGGACUGAGGAGGGACUGAGCCUGCCCGAAGCACUAGCAGUGGCCAAUCCUUGCGUCCUUUGCUGUAAAAGGGGGCUCUUCGGCCAGACCGUCCAAGGGUAGUAGAGCAGACCCCACGAAUGUAAUGGCAAGAGCUGGGCAGACAGCAUACUCUUGUUGCACUUACUCCCUAUCCCCUCUGCCUUACCUCAGAUGGUGUGUGCAGCCUGUGGGCUGGCUCGGGGAAGAGAGGGCACCUGCGCCAGUGCCAGCCACCUGCUGCCAAACUGCUGGUGGGGAUGUAGGUGCCGAGCGCUUCUCCCUGCGGUACUCAUGGAAAUGUCACGAGCUAGGUCAAGGCAUCGUGCCAUCACAGCGCAGGGGUAUCAGUUGCAUAUGCAACACCUAGCGAGUAAAAAAAUUUUGUUUGCAUUUUUUCCUGUCUUUCCCAAGAAAUGAUGUGACUGAAUUGACCCAUUCAUCUAGAGGAGUUAAAAUUAAACUGAAAACCCUCCACCAGCUGUGCAGACUUUGGCAGUUGUUUGCCUGACCAUAAAAUAGAGAUCUCCCUACACAAGGUGCUUGUAGCCUUCCAGGCCUGGUGAGUCAGCUCUGCUCAGGGUGCUGCCACAAAGCUCACAGAGCUGCUCCCUGCCGGGGAGAUGACAGGCUCCUUCCUUAGUUAAAAUUUGAGAUGUAAAAAGGAAAAAAAAUUAAAAAGAUGAAAGAAUUGCUGCUCCAUUAGUCUCUGACCUGAAGACGGGCAAGAUGAAUGUAGAGAGGAGACAAAAAAGUGAAUUGAUGCACCAAAGGGGAAUGGGCAGGUGGGGGAGAGUCUUCCUUGUUGAGUAUGCACACAGCAGCAGAAGCAAAAGUAACAAAGAUAUUUGAUGCAAGGUGCUGUUGCUGUUGGAGAGGCUGUAAAGACAGUUUCCCUCCUCCCCUUUUCUUUUAUUUUCUCUUCCCUUUGCUCAACUCCGUAGCUCUUUGUGGGGGAAAAACAUCACCUGCCUCUCUGCAGCAGUGCGAGCUCCUUGGCAUGUGGCUUUCCAUGUCACAGAGGCCCAUCAAAGUGCCUGGUCUAUGUGGAGGGAAGGGACACUUGUGGACAGUCUCCAGGCACCUUUGCAGACAGAAGCACUCUCCCAGGGCUUGUGCUGAGCCAUUUGAGAGGCCUGUUUACAGCUCCUGCUCUGAGCCUCUUAUGCCACUGGGGAGAAAAGGGUGCCUUGCCUUGUCAGCGAGGUAAGAGCUGCCAGAGGCUUGUUCAGAAAUUAUUUCUCUAAUUCAUUUCUCCUUUCCUUUGGUUCGUUUGCAAAUCCCACUCUCAUCAGUGACAUCUUUCACUAGCUACUCGUAUUCCUAAUGGCAGAGCGAAACAUGCAGCAACUGCCAGGUAGCCAGCUGGCUAAGGGAAAGCACUUGUUUCUUUUGCAGAUAACUUUGUGUGCACGGAUGAGUGGUGUCGGUAGGAAGCAUGAUUCCCUGCCACAGGAUGUUGUGGGUACCCAUGAUGGGAAAGGUCAGAGACCCCUUGCAUUGGUGAUGGGGAGAAACAAGCACUUGGCAGAGCAGUCAGCCUGGCCCAGCCCAGCUCCCCCAGCACAAACAAUUCCCCAUUGUCCCCAUGUCAGAAAAUAAACCUGGCCUUUGUCCUAGACAAAUGCAGAUGCUUUGUAAGCUUUCCCUCUGGAUUUACCCACCUAUUACAGAUCUGUAGCUGUUACUCCCAUGGAUAGUCUACGGAUGGAAACGUGACUGCCAGCAUGAGCAAGGAGGGAGAAAUACCAAUGCAAAGUGUCCCAGGCUGCCCUGUGCCCCGCCUGCCCAUCCUUUCCCCUGAGCAAGUGCAUUUCUGUGCCCUGUUUGCAAACCUCAGGGCCUUGCUGAGGGGCAGCAGCAGGCAUGGGGAGGGCUCAGCAUGGCUCAGAGAGAGGCCUCCUUGGCUCAGACAUCGCCAUGCGUCGGGUUUAAUUGAUGCCUUUCCUGCUGUGCUGAGUGAGCAAGAGGAACUUGAUCGCAGCAAGCAUUGCUCGCAGCAUCUUGAACUGCUUCGGCUGCAAAGGGACCUCAUUCUUCUCAAAUGAGCUCUUUAUUCUCUCCUUCCUCCCAGUGUCUUAACUAUGGCAUCUUGACUGUGAAUAAUGCACACUUCUCCAGACUCUCGGGUUUGUAUUUCUAGCCCAUGGGCUUUUUGGUUGCCAAUUUCCCUUCCCCACAUUUGGUCAGGCUCCUUGCCUCUUUUACCCUGCUGUGAAGCAUGAAUCUGUGAAGCACAUGCAGACAUGUCCUUCUGCAGAGCUCGCCAGUGGCCACAGGGGUCCAGGCCCUCUGGCCACGAGACCGAACUUAGCAGGGAUAAUCCUCACAAGAGACCAAAGCUCUUCCCAUACCAGCAAAAGCACACAGGAGCCACAGAGGGUUGUGAGGGGACACGGUGGGCAGGGUCCCAGUGUGUCAUCUGCCUCGGGUCUCGAGCUGACCAUGGCGAUGUCCCCUGUGCUGGUCGCGCUUUUGCUAUAGGACUCCUCAGACGUAAUUCAGGCUUGGUCCAUCUCUCUCUCACAGCACAAACUCAACCAGGUGGCCCGCAGGGUCUUCAGGGUCCCCUUUCUUUCUUGUCUCAUGAGGAUUGCUGUUUAUUUGACUAGUGGGUAACACAACCUAGACAGCCAUCUUGGAAAUAAGCAGCAACAGCCUCUGCUUUUGCAGAUUCCCCUCUCAACCCUGUCGAAAGAGGUCUUAAAAGCAGAGAAAUGGUACGUUGCUCCCCCAGCCAUUGUAUUCAAUGCAGUAAUGCCUAUGCAAUUCCUGUCUCCCUUGGAGACUCAUGAUGUGUGUGCAUGUAAGCUAGUGUAUGUAUACAGUACAUAUGCAUAUUGUCUAUAUAUUGUAUAUACGCACAUCCCAGUACAUAUACACACAGUACAAAAGAUUAAUGUGCUUAUAUAUCUAUAAAUAAAAUCCUAUAUAUUUAUAUAUUUCUAUGUUUUCGAUAGAUAUAAAGAUAUAAUACAGAGAUAGACUCAACCACCCUUGUGUAAGGCUGGCCCUGUGUUCUGUCACAAGGCAUGUAACACUGAAGACUUUGGACUUUGGGAUAGCUUUAGCUAUACACUGGGGCCUACAUUUAUGUGUAUAGCACUCUAUGGAGAGGGACUUUGCUGUGGUUAGGGCAAGGGAUUUCCUUGCUGGCAUGUUAACCAAGUGCUAAAUAAGGUUCGUGUAAUAGGGGAAUGUCGUGGUGGUAAAAAUGCUUGAGUGUCCUUGUCUUCUCCUGAGUAAGCCUCUGGCUGAGGUCCUGUGUGUUCACACUUGGACAGAUACAUAUCCCACCCUCAUAUGCACUUUUCUCUCUCUGCAUGGAUGCAGUUGGCAGCUGUGGGUACCGAUGCCAUGAAAAUGUGGCUUUCUGCUGUUCCACCCGGUAUUCCUCAGCAUUUGCCAGUAUGCUGCCAGGGAGAUGCUGUUCCUCAGCAGUUGCCAGCACACUGCCAUGGAGACACUGCGCCGACAGCUGUUCACACAGCACCCACUGAGAGUGUGGGUUCACUCGAGGGCGUCGGUCAGUGACACAGCCAAGGCGCUGGCAUAAAGGCAGCAGGAGGGCAAAGGCGUUACUGAGUGGAGGGAGGGUCGCUGCUGCACAGUUGGAGGUGGCAAGGAUGGUGUAGGAAGCUGGAGCAGCAUGAAUGAGAAGGGACCACAAAUUUGGAGCCAUAAGGAUGGGAAUGUGGGAACGCGCAAGACCAACUGGGGAGGCACGUGCAGCUCUGUCUGGUCAGGCUGGCCACUGCUCUGCUGCAGGAGCUGCUCGGCUCCCUCAGGUCUUGCAGCUGCUCCUUGGCUGGCGAACAUCCUGCCUGGUCGGGGGCACAGGUGGUUUUUCUGAAGGAAAGGGAAUAGUGUGAUUGUGUGGAAGACAUGGUCAGUGGCGCACGUGUGCCUUUGGGCCCCAAGACAUAGCCAGACUGAAGCGUUGCAACGCUUUUGCCCUGCUGAUGCAAAGACAUGACAGGCAUUUCCAUGCCAGGACUGGGGGUGGAUACAGGCAAUGGAUCAGCCUUCCCUAAAUGUCUGCCAGUGCCUGCAGGAUGAACAGCUGUCUCAUCCCUCCAUCCCUCCCUUCGCACAGCCACUUGUAGGACACUGGCCCUGCUGCGGGGUGAAGUGCUUGGCUGGCACCUGGGGGGACUCAAGAGGCACCUCUGACUGGGCUGGCAGCGGGUGGUAAGUCACCAUGCUGCUUCCCCAUGAAGGUUGAAGGGGAGGCAUGAUGGUCUGGCUUUGCAGCUCCACGCUGGGCCUGGCAACCACUGCAGUCCUUGUUGUUUGUUUUAAUUGUUGGUUUCGGUUGGGAGGAGGUUGAGUUGUGAUUCUGAGGGCCAAAUGACUCAUUACACUGGUAUUGCAUGAGCAGAUGCUGUGCAAGCUCCCCCCAAGCCCUGUCACACACCUCAGCACCCUCUCACAGGUGCCUCUCCUCCACACAACUGGUUAUCCACCUCAGCCACAACCCACCUGCCAGUGGCUCCCCACUCCACUGCAGCCCCUCGGCCACACAGCACUGGCGGGGAGCUUCCUGGCGUGUGUUCUUCAUGAACCUCAGAGACUCUUUCUUCACUCCCAGCCCCCUCCUUUGGUUGCCACUAACACUCACGUAGGCUUAGCCUGUGGCCUUGCUGCUCAUGCCAGCAGUACUGCUGCCCGGUGAGGAGCUCGCAUGCACUGCACCUCAUGUUGAAUAAGCUCGCUGGGCUAUGUGGGGGAACCAUGUCUCAUAUGCUGUGAUGUCCCAAAUUCUAUAGGAGGCCUAUGGAGUUUUCUGCCAGUUAUGGCAUCCUCACCCAACUGUUGGCAAAAAUGCAUUUUUACUUCCAGAAAACAGGAGGUUUUGUCUCACACCAUAUCCACAUCCAAGCACAGCCCUGCUGAACUGUUUCAAGCGAUCUCUUAUGCACCUACCCACCCACCAUACACACACGCGCACGCGAAACGAGAGAAAAAUAUCUAGACAUCUAUUACUACAUAUGUAUUAAUAUGUUAAUAUCACUCUUUUGGAGAACAUUAAAAUAUUAUUACUUUACAGACUAUGCUUUAUAGUACCUGUGUGAAAGGACCUAGGACACUGGAUACGAAUAGAGCUAUGUUGAUAUAUCAUAGUAUGUACACGAGAACCUUCCUUUUGUCAUAUCCUUGUAAUGUAAAAUGAUUGUUAAUAAAAACAUUUAAAUUUA